ACACACGUGACAGGGGUCGAGAGCGUCUUUUUGUUGGUUGGCGGUCAAUCUGAAAUCGGUGAACCGUGGCCUCACUUUGCACCUUUACACAAGACGACAUCAAUCACCCUUUGUCAAGAUAACAGCUCUUGAUAACAAAUAGAUCGACACCAUAUAUUCUUUCAAUCACAGACCCAGACUGAGACCAGACCAUGUUGAAGGUCCCCUCGCGCAGUAAUCGGGCCACUGGCUCCAAUGCUGUGACCAAGGCCGUCAUUUUGGUCGGAGGACCGUCUAGAGGAACUCGCUUCAGACCACUCAGUCUCGAUGUCCCAAAGCCACUCUUCGAAGUCGCCGGCCACUCAAUCAUCUGGCACUGCCUUAAGGCCGUGUCCAAAGUCCCCGAACUCAAAGAAGUGAUUUUGAUCGGCUACUACGACGAGAAUGUCUUCCGUGACUUCAUCAAGGACUCAUCCCGAGAAUUCCCCCAGAUCAAGAUCCAGUACCUCCGCGAGUACCAGGCCCUCGGUACGGCAGGCGGUCUGUACCACUUCCGCGACGCCAUCCUCAAGGGCAAGCCAGAUCGAUUCUUCGUGCUCAACUCGGACGUCUGCUGCUCGUUCCCUCUCGAGGCCAUGCUCAAGCUGUUCGAGGAGAAAGACGCCGAGGCCGUUAUUUUGGGGACCAGAGUCAGCAACGACGCCGCCUCGAACUUUGGAUGUAUCGUCUCCGACGCCCACUCCAAACGUGUGUUGCAUUACGUCGAGAAGCCCGAGUCGCACAUCUCCAACCUGAUCAACUGCGGUGUCUACCUGUUCGCGACAGAGUGCAUUUUCCCGUCGAUUCGGAGCGCCAUCAAGCGCAAGACCGAGCGCCCGCGGAUGAUCUCGUACCCUUCGUCCGAGAACCUGGACACCUCGUACGUCGCGGACCCAGAAGAGGACGGCGAGAAGAACGAAGUGUUGCGUCUCGAGCAGGACAUUCUGUCGGAUCUCGCUGACAGCAACCGCUUUUUCGUCCACGAGACAAAGGACUUCUGGCGCCAAAUCAAGACCGCUGGAUCCGCCGUGCCCGCUAACGCCUUGUAUCUGGCCAAGGCCUUCCAGUCGCAAUCGCCCGAAAUCGCAACGCCGUCCGCCAACAUCGUCCCGCCAGUCUUCAUCCACCCUACCGCCACUGUCGACCCGACUGCAAAACUCGGUCCAAAUGUGUCAGUUGGUCCGAAGGCAAUCAUUGGUGCGGGCGCCCGUGUCAAGGAAGCCAUCGUGCUCGAGGAGGCCGAGAUCAAGCACGACGCUUGUGUCCUGUACGCCAUUAUCGGCUGGAACUCUCGCGUCGGCGCUUGGGCUCGUGUCGAAGGUACCCCGACCCCAGUCACAAGCCAUACUACUAGUAUCAUCAAGAACGGCGUCAAGGUCCAGAGCAUUACUAUCUUGGGCAAGGAGUGCGGUGUUGGCGAUGAGGUCCGCGUGCAGAACUGCAUUUGCUUGCCGUACAAGGAGUUGAAGCGCGAUGUUUCGAAUGAGGUCAUCAUGUAGAGAAAGAACGGUCUCCUCGUGGACUGAUCAUGGAUGGAACAAGGAUGAGCAUUGAUUAUGGCGAACAAUCAGAUUGGCAGUCUUCUGUGCGCAAGGUCUUCAUACUACGGAUGGAUUCAGAUGGGGUCAUAGAGAAAAUCAAUUUGGCUGGUAGUAUGGGUGACAACACAGAGAAAAUACUGUACAUCUUUAGGACGACCGGGUAAUGAAUUGCAGCUGAAUUUCUAGGCUCUCAACCGGCUACCAGUCCCCGUAGC
This is a messenger RNA of Exophiala viscosa, 1774 nucleotides long. Its product is annotated as mannose-1-phosphate guanylyltransferase. Gene Ontology annotation, biological process: biosynthetic process. Gene Ontology annotation, molecular function: transferase activity. The transcript has 3 exons. The coding region runs from base 192 to 1517 and encodes 441 amino acids. NCBI's taxonomy places the organism in Eukaryota, Fungi, Ascomycota, Eurotiomycetes, Chaetothyriales, Herpotrichiellaceae. The record is from RefSeq and is a predicted model, not a curated record. Gene Ontology annotation, cellular component: cytoplasm.